AUGGCGCUGAAGUCUUUUGAAUGCUGGUCCCUGUUCUUUUUCCUCUUCCUUCCAUUUUGCCUCUGUCAGGAAGAAUACUCGGAGGUGAGCGUGAACGUUAUUGCAAACUUGACAAAAGUAGUUGAAAACCAUGAAGCUUCCAGGUAUUUAAAGAGCGGACAGACUGAAGCUGCAAACCAUACAAGUGGGGUAAAUUCCAGACCAACCGCAGCUGACAAGACAGAAAAAGUACAAAAAAAGCCGAAAAGAAAAAAAAUUGAAACUAAGGUGAUAGAACAGCCAACUUCUAUUAGCAUCCAGGAACAACACGAGGUUGUGGAUAGGCCUUCUCAUUUGGAUUGUAGCCAUUGCUGUUACAGAGGAGAGCCUGGUCCUCGGGGUUGGCCUGGACCCCCUGGACAAUCUGGUAUUCCAGGAAACCAUGGAAACAAUGGAAAUAAUGGGCUCCCAGGACGCGAGGGGAUAAAAGGUGACCAAGGAAAUAAAGGUGACAUGGGACCCCGGGGAGAGCGUGGAAUUCAAGGAAUUAAAGGAGAAAAGGGGCAAGCUGGAAUUCCUUCAGAACUCAAGGUUGCUUUUAUGGCUUCUAUGGCAACUCAUUUCACAAACCAGAACAGUGGUAUCAUUUUCAGCAGCGUGGAGACCAAUGUUGGGAGCUAUUUUGAUGUUAUGACUGGAAGAUUUAGUGCACCUAUAGCAGGAGUUUAUUUCUUUAUAUUCAACAUGAUGAAGCAUGAAGAUGUAGAAGAGACAACAGUUUACCUAAUGCACAAUGGAAAUGCCAUCAUUACCAUGUACAGUUCUGAAUCCAAAGGCAAACAUGAUACUGCAGGAAACAGUGGAGUUCUUAAGCUCGAUACAGGAGAUGAAGUGUGGCUACGAAUGGGGAAUGGAGCACUGCAUGGAGACCACCAAAGAUACUGCACAUUUUCUGGUUUCCUCCUCUUUGAGAGUAUCUAA
This is a messenger RNA of Pristis pectinata (smalltooth sawfish), 960 nucleotides long. RefSeq names its product complement C1q tumor necrosis factor-related protein 3-like. Lineage: Eukaryota; Metazoa; Chordata; Chondrichthyes; Rhinopristiformes; Pristidae. The coding region runs from base 1 to 960 and encodes 319 amino acids. Gene Ontology annotation, molecular function: protein binding. The transcript is spliced from 6 exons. The record is from RefSeq and is a predicted model, not a curated record.